Botrytis deweyae is the source of this 309-nucleotide messenger RNA. RefSeq lists its product as uncharacterized. The record is from RefSeq and is a predicted model, not a curated record. The coding region runs from base 1 to 309 and encodes 102 amino acids. Lineage: Eukaryota; Fungi; Ascomycota; Leotiomycetes; Helotiales; Sclerotiniaceae. The transcript has a single exon.
AUGGAAGCAACUUCAAAGACAAAGAAAGAGACAAAAAAGACAACGAAAAAAAACACUCUAGCAAAUGCAAGAACCGUGAAAACAUCGUCGUCUUCGAGUACACAGCCAUCGUCUGCAGAGCCACGGCAAAUAAAAAUAGAGAUCGCUAACACUGGAAAGAGCAACGGUGGUAUAUACGAUGCAUACGAUGCAAGUCCAGCCAUCAAAGAAAAACACAAGCAACAAAACUUGGAUGCAAGAAAAAGGGACCGGGCCCCAAGUACAAGUCAGAGAAUUUUAGGCAAGGCAAAAGAAAAGAUAGGAAUGUAA